UUAUGUAGGCGAUCCUUUCAGAAACUUUAAAUUAACUGCUAAAAAAAUCAAACAAGUAAAUAAACAAAUUCCAACAAGUAAAAAACGCAAAGUGGCAUUUUGGGUAUUGAAAAACAUUCAUAGUUCAAUUGAACAUUUGAAGAAAAGUUUGUGACAAUGAACAAGAAAGCGCGAGUAUUGUCCAAUAAGCAAAUUCAAACCACAAUCGACAAAAUUAAACUGUGCUGUCCGGACUAUCAGAUUCAAGUGUCUGAUAUUCGAAAUCCCACCAAAUGCAGUGUCAUGCAGUUUUUCGGCAAUUGCAUCUAUAACAUGGACCAAAAGUUCAGUUCCCUUAUGAGAGAAGAGGCUUUGGAACAAGAAGUUUUCCCCCAAGGAUGCACCCAAGAAGAAACCAUGUACUGGAAACUACUGAAAAUACCUACACUUUUAACAGAGGAAUUUGCGCUGGGAGAUUUGUACACGUUUGAGCCGAAGCGAUUGAACAAAUUAAUGUUUGUGACAACACGUUACCUUUUAUUUUCGAAUACUAUAAUCGAUUACAUGAUGGAAGUGUGCAACAGCGUUUACGAGGCCCGGAUCAAAGGUGAACAGAACGAGGCUCGCUUGGAUGAGGCGAAACAGAAGAAACUGGAUAAAGUGGCUUAUCUGGCAGAGGUCAAAGAGGAAAAUGCUCAACUAGCCAAACUAGCAGCAUCUAUUGCACCCCAGUAUGAGACCACUUUGCAUCUAAUCGCCGAGUGGAAAGGACGGGACAAGCAAUCAAGAGAGCAGGCAGAAAAAUUGAAAAUUGACUUGCAACUGAUCGAGAGCGAAAUUGAAGUACUGAAAAAGAAGGAAAAUCAACUCAAAAGCAAAGUCGUUCCUGAAAAGGAAUACAAGAAGCUACAUCAAGAUCUGCAAGCCCUUAUUAGCGAUGCUGAGGGCCUUGAGGAAGUUGACAAUAACAACGGGUUGCUUGAACUGAAGCAGAAUGUUGAUUAUCUCCGAAUGUGUGUGCAGGAGUUGAAAUCCUUUCGUCUCCCCGAUGAACUACUAAAUCUCUCCAACUUGCGAAUACACUUUAAAACGGAAGAACAAAACUUAGAGUACCAAGUAGCUGCCCAAAAAAAAGAACAGGCAGAAAUAAAUCGGCUGAACGAGCAGCUGGAACGUGAACUGGCUGCCAGCAUUGCCGAAAACGAAGCACUGAAGACAAUUCUGAAGGAAUCCACAGAGGAAGCAAUGUUGAAAGAGAGCAAAGCAAAGGCGGAAUAUAAAUCAAAACAGUACGAACAGCAACUGGAAACUGAAGAAUUGCAAAAAAGCAUUGCAGAGAGUGAAACGGAAUAUGAAAAAUUGCAGGCAGUUUUCUUGCAGAAGCUUGAGGAGAUCGGCAAACAGCAAGAGGAAGUGCGUAAUAAAUUUGAGAGUUUCCCGAAAUCAUUACAGCCAUAAUUUUUUAACGUUUUGGUUUUUGGUUCGUUAUUACAAUGGCAAAAGCCCAUAAAGUUUUUUUUCUUGUAGAAUACCGUUUGAUACUAUUUUAUAACAUCAUUGUAUUGUAUAGAAGAAUAAAUAUUUAUUACGAAUAAUA
This is a messenger RNA of Dendroctonus ponderosae (mountain pine beetle), 1576 nucleotides long. RefSeq names its product nucleoprotein TPR. The transcript has a single exon. The record is from RefSeq and is a predicted model, not a curated record. NCBI's taxonomy places the organism in Eukaryota, Metazoa, Arthropoda, Insecta, Coleoptera, Curculionidae. Bases 157 to 1437 code for a protein of 426 amino acids.